CCCCUUCUUGCAUGACGCACUUGCAAAUAACAACCAGCACGACUCAAACGCCUCCAGAACCACACAACCAGAAACCCAUUUUCAAACUCAAAACAGAAGCGAAACAACACAGCACAUAACCACCGCCGACAGGCCGCACAGCACGCGCAACACAGCAGACCACACUGCAGACAUGUCCCUGAAAAGGACGAUACGUGACGACGAGCAUUCAGUUGUCGCCGUAGAGGUAGAGGGCGGCGACGCGUGCAUGGCAACGUGGCAGCGGCGGCGGACUGAAGGUACCUCGUGCAAUAGAGAGGUGCCGGGGGGGGGAGGACAACAAUGGCUCAAUCCAGAGACUCCGGUGGGGUACGGGAGGUGAUACCGGGGUUGGCGUAGGUCGUCUCCCACCAUCUCCCAUGGUAUCAUGGUCACUGAAAAAUAUAUGGCAUUGUUCACUUCUUGAUUGUGAUCCUCCAUGGCGCUAGCGCUCCACAGCCACGAAGAGGCUACCGAGAAUGUUGGACUGCGAAGCGGGUGACAAUUUUUGUGGAUGCCAUUUUGUUGAAUACAUUCACUCUUUCUUUUAGUGUGGGGGGUAGGGGCUAUCUAGACCAGAGUUGCUUGUUCUUUUCAAUAGAUCGAUUCUAUCAUGAUAUCAAUGACAUGGAACUGUAUAUGACAUUGUUCACGUGUUGAUUGUGAUCCUCCAUGGCGCUAGCGCUCCACCAGCACGAAGAGGCUACGGAAAAUGCGAGCUGCGGGGCGGGUGACUUUGUCUGGAUGCCAUUUUCGUGAAUAUAUUCAUUCUUUUUGGGGGGGUAAAAGCUAGACUAGAGAUGGUUGUGGUUUUCAUUUUACCGCAGAUGCAUCUCGUCUCCGUUCUGUUGGGUGUCGGUACGAAAUCUUUCGGUCACUCGCGGCACUUGAGCAUGAUUGAAAUAGGAUCGACCCGGAUCGAAGCUCUCCGUUCCAAAGUUUCGUCGUGUAUUGGCCGCCUUACAGCUGCAAUGAGCAACCGGUGCGUGCCAAAUGAAGCCAACAUUGGUACUUUCUAUUUUACUUCCUAUUUAUUGAUACAAAACAAUUGUACAAAUGUUUCAAUAAUAUCUGUUUCAUUUUUCUCCUAAGAAAAUAGCUACCAGCAUGGUUGGUUACACAAUGAUCGCAAUAUCAUCAGAAAUGUACUGUCUGCAUUACAAAUGCAUCUAUCUGUAAGAAAACAUUCACUCGCUAAAAUUCGAAACAGCAACUGUUUCUUCUUUUUCUACGCCUGUCGCCAUAGGCCUCGAUCCAAAACGAUAUCCAACUCCUCGGCGUUUUCGUCACCUGAUGCUCCUUUCGCGGAAAUAAUGGCCGUCGACACGCGCUAAAGGGGUCAUUCCACGUGGCUAAGCAGCAAUGACCAGGACACCUACCGGCGAGAGAAACGUCAUCUCCGCUUACGACAUGGCAUGGACUAUUUUUCAUUGCUUUUCCCACAAGGCAGGGCAUCCGGCUGCACGUUGCCAUGCAAAGCACAACUGAGAAUAAAAUCACAGGGAAACACAGUUGUUGGUACGGGAACCCCGAUUUCAAAAGUUGCUCCUUUGGUGAACGAAUUCCUCAUCGUCGUAUUCAGCCGCAACGAGGAUCAACGACUCACCUUUCACGCACAUAAUCAAGACAACCAAGACAAGUAUCGCACUUCAUUACACCACUCACAAGUUGGCGGUGUCACGGAUACCAAGAUCCCUCGGGACUACUGUACAUCUGCACCAACAGACAAAGUUAUCAUUCCGUCCAGCUUUAGCCGUGGCAGAACGGGCGAACAACCUCACGAAAGAAGCGAUGGCCAUCUCACGAGUGCUGCAUCAGCACAAAACAAACAUGUUUACACAAUGAAACCUUGAUUGGUUGAUGAACGUUUACAUUAUAUUCCACAUCCGUCCAACCCUGAGAGGCCACAACCGGGUCGCCCAGAGCUCGCCGGCGUCAUCGAUAACUACCAUACGUUGGGCACGACCAUACCGGCAUUUUCACUCCCAUCUAGUCUUUAUAACAGACUUCAACCACCAACAACUUCAGCACUUCAUCGUUCCCGCUCGCAGCACCAGCUGCGAAGAUUCCAUCCCCCCACUCGCCGCACGCACCCCUGUCACACUCGCCCCUAUCCCCGAAUUCUUCUCAUUCGCCAUCCCAUGGGUUAGACCUCUCCAAGAGCACCUCUAAUACUUCCAUGCCCCCCAGCGCAGCAGUACAUACAUGCAGGAACGGACCCCAGCACGCACCAGUACCAUCUCCACACAUAAUGACAGACAACGUAAACUCCAUACAAUCAACAUACAGACAUACUCCGUAAAUAUACCUCCUACUAAUCCCCCUGUCAAAACAAAUAUAUAUCCUGUCUGAACGUUUAUUUUGAUGAACCAUGAUCAAAAUAAGAUCUCACAGUUUCGUCGGGAGCGUCUCCUUCUCCUCCUCCUGCGGUCUCUCCUUCUUCUCCCUGCUGCUGCUGCUGCUGCUCCUCCUCCUCCUCCUGCCCCUCCUGCCGUUGUUCUCCGGCUGGGCUUGAUCGCAUGCACGCGUCGCCGCCCUCUACCUCUACGGCGACAACUGAAUGCUCGUCGUCACGUAUCGUCCUUUUCAGGGACAUGUCUGCAGUGUGGUCUGCUGUGUUGCGCGUGCUGUGCGGCCUGUCGGCGGUGGUUAUGUGCUGUGUUGUUUCGCUUCUGUUUUGAGUUUGAAAAUGGGUUUCUGGUUGUGUGGUACUGGAGGCGUUUGAGUCGUGCUGGUUGUUAUUUGCAAGUGCGUCAUGCAAAUAGGGGU
Ectocarpus sp. CCAP 1310/34 is the source of this 2787-nucleotide messenger RNA. The record is from the annotation of a GenBank genome assembly. NCBI's taxonomy places the organism in Eukaryota, Phaeophyceae, Ectocarpales, Ectocarpaceae.